GCGAAUGUACGGCGCUGCGCAUGGUCUGCUGGUUGCAGUUCUUGUGUCAAUUGGAUCUUGUAAGCACGUAAAUGCAGAUCUUUCGUCAAAAUUCGCUGCACAGAGGAUCUUGAAAUGUCCAAUUACUGAGCACGAUGGCGAAUCGAGGUGGAAGGACUUUCGUCAACACUCGCAUUCACUGUGGCUAUGUUUUCAUUCGACCGACCAGUACGAGAACGGCCACUGCUUUUUGCGGUUAAAAACAUCGGAGCUGAAGGACAUCAAAAUGAUGGUGAAGUGUUUAGAAACAGCAACUUGCAUAAAGCAUUGGAAGAAAAUGUAAUAAGAAUAUCACCACCAGAUGUUAUUGGAAAUAAUUAAUGGACCUGUUUUACUAUAUGUGAUUGGCAGAUGAAGCUUUUCCUUUAAAAACGUAUGAUGCGACCAUUUCCCCGAAGUCAACAACUCAAUGAAACGAGAAAAAUCUUUAACUACAGACUUAGUCGAGCAAGAUGUGUUAUAAAGAAUGCCUUUGAAAUAUCAGUAGCGAAGUAAAGAAUCUUCAAAAAACCAAUUAUAGCGUCUACUUCUGCUUGUAAAAAAAUUAUACAAGCAACUUGCUGUUUACACAAUUU
Molecule: messenger RNA, 614 nt
Organism: Trachymyrmex septentrionalis
Lineage: Eukaryota; Metazoa; Arthropoda; Insecta; Hymenoptera; Formicidae
Exons: 2
Coding region: 5-322 (105 amino acids)
Source: RefSeq, a predicted model, not a curated record